GUUGGCCAUUAAGCGCAUCUUCCAAGAAAACGUGUCUAGAAUCUGAGGUAAAGAAUUAGUUCAUCAUCAAUAGAAGAGGUUGAAACGAACAAGAAAUAUCGUCUUCAAAAAAAGUUUGUCAGGGAAAUGGGAAGUUUAAUUCAUCAUCAUUAGAAAAGGUGAAAGAUAAACGACAAACAAGCAUUAAACUUGAUCACAAAGUAUGGCAGUAUAAAUCUUUGUCGACAUUAAGGGUGUGUUUUUUCUCGACAAAACAGAAAACUGAAACGAAUAGCCAUUAGGUCUUGCUGACCAGAUUGAAUCCGUGUUAGCAUAAAACAACCUGAAUAUGGUUUGUUAUAGCAUUAAGCGACCUUUAGAAAAUACGACUAAAACAUUUGAUCUGAAAAAUAUCAAUGAUCGAACAAAGAACAUAAACUUUGAUAAGGUUUCCGACAAAGGUUUUAAGGAGCAACUCGAGGAAGCUCUGUAUAAAGAACUAAUUAAUGCAAUAGCAUUUAACAUCCUUGGUGGACUAUAUUAUAGCAGAGAAGAAUACCACAAAGCGAACGAAUCGUACGAAAAAGCUUUAAAAAUUGAAAUUGAAGUGUUUGGUCCUGGACAUAUCAAUACUGCAACAACGUUAUGCAACUUGGGCUUAAGUUAUCACUACAUGAAAGAGUACAACAAAGCAAAAGAUUCGUAUGAACGAGGUUUAGAAAUUCAAACAAAAGUGUUUGGUGCUGACCAUAUUAAAAUUGCAAUAACUUCGUACAACUUAGGCUUAGUUUAUCAAGACAUGAAUGUAUUUACCAAAGCGAGAGAUUUGUAUGAAAAAACUUUAGAAAUUGAAACUGAAGUACUUGGUCGUGACCAUAUUGAUAUCGCACCAACAUACAACAACCUGGGAAGGAUUUAUCAUGACAUGGGCGAGUACGACAAAGCAAAAGAUUUGUACGAACGAGCUCUGAAAAUUUAUACUAAAGAAUUUGGUCCUGAUCAUAUUGAGAGUGCAGCAACAUACCACAACCUGGGAAGCAUUUAUCAAAACAUGGGACAGUACGACAAAGCAAAAUAUUUGUACGAACGAGCUCUGAAAAUUUAUACUAAAGCAUUUGGUCCUGAUCAUAUUAAGUGUGGAGCAAAAUACCACGCCCUGGGAACCAUUUAUCAUGACAUGGGAGAGUACGACAAAGCAAAAGAUUUGUACGAACAAACUUUAGAUAUUGAAACUAAAGCAUUUGGUCCUGAUCAUAUUGAGAGUGCAGCAACAUACCACGCCCUGGGAAGCAUUUAUCAAAACAUGGGAGAGUAUGACAAAGCAAACGAUUUCUACGAACGAACUCUGGAAAUUCAAAAUAAAGCAUUUGGUCCUGAUCAUAUUGAGAGUGCAGCAACAUACAACAGCCUGGGAAGCAUUUAUCAUGACAUGGGAGAGUACAAAAAAGCAAAAGAUUUUUACCAGCAAUCUUUAAAUCUUAAAACUAAAGUACUUGGUUCUGAUAACGUUAAUAAUGCGACAACAUACAACGACCUGGCUAUGCUUUAUUAUGAUAUGGGACAGUACGAUAAAGCAAAGGAUUUGUACGAGAAAGCUUUAAACAUUGAAACUAGAGUGCUGGGUCCAGACCAUGUUUAUUGUGCAAUAAUGCAUAGCAAUCUAGGAAGAGUUUAUGCUACAAUUGGAGAGUAUGACAAAGCAAAAGAUUUGCACGAGCAAGCUUUAGAGAUUCAAACUAAAGUGUUGGGUUCUGACCAUGUUUAUAGUGCAAAAAUGUAUGACAACCUAGGAAGAGUUUAUGCUACAAUUGGAGAGUAUGACAAAGCAAAAGAUUUGUACGAGCAAGCCUUAGAAAUUCAAACUAAAGUGUUGGGUUCUGACCAUAUUGACAUGGCUUUAACAUACAAAUACCUGGGUUUGGUUUACUGUGACAUGGGAAAGUACGAAAAAGCAAUAGAGUUGAACGAAAAAGCUAUAAAAAUUCAAACUAAAACACUUGAUUCCGGUCAUGAUAGUAUUGCACAAACCUACAACAGCCUUGGUAGGGUUUAUGCUAAAGUUGGAAAGCAUCACAAAGCAAAACGUUUGUACGAACGAGCUUUAGAAAUUCAAACUAAAGUAUUUGGUUCUGAUCAUAUUGAUAUUGCAACAACACAAGUCAACCUAGGUAGGAUUUAUGCUGGAAUAGGAGAGCAUGAUAAAGCAAAAGAUUUGUACGAACAAGCUUUAGAAAUUCAAAGUAAAGUAUUUGGUUCUGAUCAUGUUGAUAUUGCAACAACACAAGUCAACCUAGGUAGGAUUUAUUCUGCAAUAGGAGAGCAUGAUAAAGCAAAAGAUUUGUACAAACGAGCUUUAGAAAUUCAAACUAAAGUAUUUUGUUCUGAUCAUGUUGCUAUUGCAACAACCUACAACAAUCUAGGUAGGGUUCAUCUUAAAAUGGGAGAGCAUGAAGAAGCAAAGGAUUUGUACAAACGAGCUUUACAAAUUCAAACUAAAGUAUUUGGUCAUGAUUAUGUCGAUAUUGCAACAACGUGCAGCAACCUAGGUUGGGCUUACUUUUCUGAAAAACUUUAUAAAAAAGCUCAACGACUUUACGAACGAGCUUUAGAUAUCCAGAUAAAAGUUUUUGGUUAUAACCAUGGCAACACAGCUACAACGUACAACAACUUAGGUUCAGUUCAUCUCACCAUGAGAGAAUACGCCAAAGCAAAAGAAUCGUACGAACAGGCAGUAGAAAUUCAAACGAAAGCUUUUGGUUCUGACCACGUAUAUGUUGCUGCAAUGUGCAACAACUUGGGUUUGGUUUACAUGAAAUUGGAAAAGUACAAUGAAGCAAAAGAUAUUCUACAAAAAGCUUUAGAUAUUGGUGCUAAAGCUGAAGUUAUUGAUACAGCUGCAACGUUCAACAACUUGGGUUGUGCUUUCAUUAAAUUGAAAGAAUAUGACAAUGCAAAACAUUAUCUUGGACAAGCUUUAGAAGUCGAAACAAAAGCAUUUCCUCCCGAUCAGUUCUACAAAGCUACAGUCUUCCAAAAUUUGAUUUUCGUUUGCUUUGCAACUGGAGAAAACGACAAAGCAGAAAAUUUGUUCAAACGAGCUUUAAAACAUAGAAUUGGCAAAUUCUAUUCGUCUGCUGAAGAAAUUGCCAAGGAAGUGAACUCAUGCAAAUUUAUCAACAGUGUCAAAUUGUUGCCAGAUUUAGGAACAGAAGAGUUUGUUAAAAGUUCAAUUUUACAUGCUGAAGAAAACAGAAAUCAAGCCACAAAAAUUGACGGUACAGAGAAAGAAAUGAAAGAUUCAGAUCUUACUGUGGAUACUAACACCGAAAUGAAGAAACCUGACACACUUCCUGGACAUGAUGGGGAAAAAAAUGACGAUUUCUUUGUCGAAAAUUUUCUUGACGAAUACUACGGCAUUCGUGAUGACGUUCAUGAUGUAUUAGAAAAAUUUUCUUGGAUUCGUGGUGGAUAUGGUGUACGAUGGAAACCUUAUCUUUCUUUGUAUGUGACGGUGGCAGCAGAAAGACACAAUGAUGAAGGUGCCUUAAGAAAAGAAAUUGAUGAAAAUUUUGGAUGGAAAGCUUCUCCUUACUUUGAAUUUAAACCUGAACCAAAGAAAUCGCAAUUUCAAUGGUUGUCAAAUCUUGAAGUAGUAAGAAAGGAAAACGACCAAAAUCCCACCAGAGGAAACAAUAAAGUUGAACGGGAAUUAAGAAUGAAAGGAGAAGUCACAAUGUUUUGCUGUGGAGAUGAGGAAUAUUACGCUUUGACUUGUUUUCACAAUGCCUGCAUCACUGAACGGCAAGUGGCUGGUAACGAAUUUAAUUUUCAUGAGGACUGGGAAGAGGUAAUGCAAACAUACGACCAAAUUUCCACUGGAGAAAUUGAAGAUUUAAAUGAAUAUUAUUAUGUUCCUCUUGUUGGUAAAAUAACACAGCUUGGGGCUGGUUGUUGUCAUUCAUUUAGCAAAACCACUGAUAUCAUGGCCAUUAAAGUAAUCGACGCUAAAAUGAUUUAUGGCCACCAUUCAUUCAUUGAGGAGCCUGAUUGGAGAAGAUUGUGGGACAGAGUUGGUAAUCAAAUAAGGAAUGGAGGUGCUAAGGUUCGGAAAUGCUUUGGAGGCGUACAAGGAGAGAUAUUAGACAUCAGCUACUCAUAUAGAAGCCCACAAACAAAUCGCGUUAUCUUUAGGAAUGCCAUCACCAUUAAAUGCAAACAUCCUUUUCUUAAAAAGGGAGAUUCUGGAAUUCUGAUAUAUUUCAAUGAUAAACUCACAGAAAAAGAAAUAGCUCUCGGGUACGGAGUUUGCUCACAUGAAGGAGACAAUGAUGAAAUUUUCUAUUUGGUAUUUAGACUAAACGAUGCAUUAAGGCAUCUAAAAUUAGAAAAUUGUAGUUGGUACUCGCCGUCAUAAACAUGUGAUCUUGCAUGGACUUAUUUUAGUGUCAAAUCCGUAACAAUGUAACUUUAUAUGUAUAAACUUUACGUUAACUUGAUAUAUCCAUAGGUGUAUAUGACUCAGCUGGAAAUGGUACAACUGUCCUUCCUCGAUAAUUUCGGCAGUAAUUAGAAAAUUCGAGCAACUUUGAACAAAUUUCAAAAAAUGUUGGCAACUAAGAGAAAAAUGCCGGGCAAUAUUUAUUUCUGCCCCCCAAAGUAAUUUUUAUUGACUUGUACGCCUACGGAUAUAUCUGUGCUUAUAACUUUCGUAUUUAACUUUAUUCAAACAUUUUAAAACUUUUAUUGCACAUCUCUUUUCACUAUAACAUACAUUUACUGGUCAAAUAAACCAAAAAGCAAAUAAAUAUACAAUGCAGUUGAAAUUCAGAAAAAGUUAGAGAUGAAUCUGACUUAGAGUCGAUUUGAGACAAAAUCAUAAAAUUGUACUUGGUGUUAAGAAAAAAAUUUACCAAUUACCAUCUUAAUAAUGUUUUUAAUUUUUCAGUAUUUUUUGCAUGCCUAUUAUUGUAGUUUAUAUUCUUAAUACUUAAACUUGUAAUGACCGGAUAUUUAUAUAGAAGCAAUAAAUUUUCUCACAAUGUGCAGAGGAUAGCAUAAGUUUUUUGAAAUAUAUCCUUAAUUAAA
Messenger RNA from Xenia sp. Carnegie-2017, 5064 nucleotides. Its product is annotated as tetratricopeptide repeat protein 28-like. Gene Ontology annotation, molecular function: protein binding. Lineage: Eukaryota; Metazoa; Cnidaria; Anthozoa; Malacalcyonacea; Xeniidae. The record is from RefSeq and is a predicted model, not a curated record. Bases 329 to 4393 code for a protein of 1354 amino acids. The transcript is spliced from 6 exons.